This is a messenger RNA of Oncorhynchus kisutch (coho salmon), 2939 nucleotides long. Its product is annotated as zinc finger protein 419. The coding region runs from base 293 to 2683 and encodes 796 amino acids. The record is from RefSeq and is a predicted model, not a curated record. The transcript is spliced from 7 exons. Lineage: Eukaryota; Metazoa; Chordata; Actinopteri; Salmoniformes; Salmonidae.
UCCAGAUAUAUAACGUUAUACAGGAAAAAUUAUGAAAUUCAUGUUUUUCAAGAAAAGAGCAGAAGGAUUCACUUGCGGCUCUUAUUCCAGCACGAUAGGUGGCGGUAAUGUUGUUAUGCUGUCAAUCUUAUUGUAAAAUCAGUCCAGUCAAAACUCUGUUCUGGGUUUGGUUCCGUUGUCACCAUUUUCACACACAAAAAAAUCGUCAGUGAGUUGAUGAUAGCUAUCUACCAUGCUAGUUACCUUUACUGUUAGAUUUCUGCUUAUCGAACAUAUUUGGUAACAUUCCGGCAUGGACAAACGAGUCAAGAAGAGUACAGCCAGUACUGGUCCCCCACUUCCUCUCUCCUCUUUGCGAUUAUUGGUUUCUCCUCUGCGGCUGAUGUAUUCAUUUGUAUGGCAUGUGGUGAAUCAACGAAAUGUGAUGCACUAUGGGAAGGUCGAGGAAUUUGUAACUGUGGUGACUGAAGCUGUUCCGAAGUUGCUGAGUUACAAACAGAGGGCUCAACUCAUCCUGGGCCUGAGAGCAAGGAUGAUCUUGGAGUUGUUCCGCAAGGACCCACCCAACCUUCAGGACAUCCAACGUCUCCUGGAAAAUAUUAACAUUUUGGGGCAGCAAGAUGCAGAAGUGGAGGAGUCGCAGGCUAACUUUGUGGCGCUGGUCCAAACCCUGCUGAAAAAUCCUUAUGAGAGGAAGCACUUCUUCCAGGAGGAGUUCCAUACACAGUAUGGCUCCAAGUAUGACACAGCACUGCAGGCCCUUGUGGGAGGCUUGGUCCUCAGACUGGAACGGCUGCUAUCUGUGCCAGAUCUCUCCCAGAUAGCGUCCAUUAUCAGUGCUGACCCCUCUGACCUGGAGGAGUGUGGACAGUCUGUGUCUGACCCUGAGCACCUGAAGAUCCUCCUCCAGCACCAGAACCUGCUAAAUAAGAUUCAGUUGGUACCUGUCACGUCCUCUGUAGGGGACUGUGUGCUGUCCUCACUGUCUUUCCGCUUAACCUGUGGAAUGCAGUCCAUGCAGACAGAUUUUUACGAACCAGCGGAAUCAUUAGAAGCCGCUCUAAGCAUCAUGAGCCCUGCCUCCUUCAGUGACUUGGAGGAUCUGGGAAUGAUGCCAGUUGAAUCGGACCACGCUGGAGCAGUAACUACUGUGGAGAGAGAAGAGCAGAAUGCCAGGGAUAACGGAGGUCGGGUGAAAAAUUCAGUAGUCGACAGUGAAGAAGACAAUGCACUGUCAAAGAACAACAUAGUCUCACCUACUCCUCAAAGUGUAAGCAGGGCAGUGGGAGGGGCACCAACAGUAGAGAGCAUGCUGCCAACAGAGAGACACAAGGAGCUUGCAACACUGAUGAAUACUUUCAUCACCGAAGCCUCUCCUUCACAUAUUGUCACCCCUGCCACAGUCACCAAUGGGAACCAGCCAGAUAACCAGCCGGUUGAGCUAGCGAGUGUCCACCAGUGGGUCUCCCACAUUGCAAGUAACUCGAUUUCGCUCCCUUCCUUGCCACCCCUUCCACAAAACAAUGAUGUAGACCAGGAGAUCCGGUCAGGUGACACGUGUCUUGGAAGCAGUGUGGAAAUUGGGGGUCAGGAAGCAGAAGCCAAUCUCUUUGAGAAGGCUGUUAUCCGAAGGAGAUGGGCGCCCAAGCCACAAAGAAUAACGGUACCCUCGAAGAGGAAAAUCCCUGAGGCAACCAUCAUUUGCCAGGAGUGUGGGAAGAGUUUUGUCUAUCCGUCUCAGCUGGAAAAUCACCUCCGCAUUCACACAGGAGAGAAACCUUUCAAGUGCACUGAGUGUGGCAGGGCCUUCAGGUCCUUAGGAGGCAUGACCACUCAUAUGAAAAAUCACUCUGAAGCGCGGCCAUUUAAGUGUGAAAAGUGUGACAAGGGCUUUCGGAAAAAGGCUGACUUGAAGAAUCAUCAGCCCAUCCACACGGGUGCGAAACCACAUAAAUGCACCAUCUGCGGAAAGGGCUUCAGCCAAGCAUUCUAUUGCAGAAUACACAUCCAGUCUCAUGCAAGUGAAAAUAACUUUCCCUGCACUCAUUGUCCGAAGAGAUUCCCAACCCAAUACAAGCUGUCUGUCCACGAGCGCUGGCACACCAUGGAGCGCCCGUUCAUCUGUGAGCAGUGUGGGAUGCGCUUCUUUCAUCCCAGUGGGCUGAAGAGGCACAUGGGCUAUCACAUUGGGAACCGCCCGUUCCUGUGUGCCCAGUGUGGAAAGACUUUUGUUUAUGAGUUUGACCUGAAGAAACACCAAAGGGACCAUGGCCCCAAGCCCAAGAUCCCAUGCCCUGUCUGCCAGAAGGUGUUUGGCAGCAACGGACUCAUCAAGGCCCACAUGUUUACGCACACCUCUGUAAAACCUUACAGAUGUGACAUAUGUGACAAGACCUUUAAACAGAGCAGCAGCUUGAGCAGUCACAAACGUCUGCACACGGGCGAACGCCCUUACCACUGCGACAUGUGUGGGAAGACAUACAAGCUGAAUCAGCACCUGAAGGAGCACAUAAUUGUCCACCACACGGCGGAGGGGCACCCCUGUGACCAGUGUGGAAAGGUCUUCAAGUUACCACGUCUUCUGAAGGCGCAUGAGCGGUUGCACUCAGGAGAGCGAUCUGAACAGACAAGGAAAUACAGUCACACCAGCCGUCGCAGGAGAAAUUCCUCCAAAAUGAGUUGAUUUACUGCACAGUGGCUGCCUUCCAUAGACACCGACUGGAAUGCUAGUUUUAUUAUCCUGACAAAUUGCCAUUAGCUGAAAUAAUAUUUCAAUUUUUUUGUGGUAGACUUUAGAUUUUGGACCAGAAUUCAGGAUUCCCUUAAUAGACAAAACAUUGAAAAAUAGUAUAAUGUCUGGCUUAGUUAAUGCAGCAACAAACAUAUCUCCUGUUAGAUAACAAUUAAUGAUUGUGUCAUUAAAACAUAUUUGUUUGUGA